CUUUAUUUGCACGUGUGGGUGGAGGUAUAUAUACGAAGGCGGCAGACAUAGGAGCAGACUUGUCAGGAAAAAAUGAAUACGGUAUACCUGAAGACGAUCCGCGAAACCCUGCAUGUAUAGCAGACAAUGUCGGAGAUAAUGUAGGAGAUAUUGCGGGGAUGGGUGCAGAUCUAUUUGGCUCUCUUGCUGAAGCAACAUGUGCAAGUCUUGUUCUAGCAAGUGCUCCUCCGGCUUCAUCUCCAGCUGCUGCUGCUGCUGCUGCUGGUAGUGUUGCUGCAGGUAGUACUAGUGGUGUUGAGGGUAUUUCGUCGUUUCUUUUUAGUAAUGAGGGUGCAGCAACAGCAGCAGCAGCAGCAGCAGGAACAGCAGCAGCAGCAGGAGCAGGAGGAGGAGGUGGUGCAGCAGGAGCAGGAGCAGGAGCAGCAGCAGCAGCAGCAGCAGAAGGGUUAUCGCAGCACUUUGCAGGUUUAAUGUUUCCGAUAGUUAUAUCUUCUCUAGGCAUUGUCGGAGGCUGUGCAACUGUAUAUAUUGUAAGGCGAUGGUACUCUGUUAGAGCAGUAGAAGAUAUAGAAAAGAGCUUGAAAGCAGUUUUAUUUUUAAGCACAGUUGUACAGACCCCUUUACUAAUAGCAGCAGCCUAUGCAUUUCUACCUGCUGAGUUUGCAGUUUUAAACAGAGAAGAAGAAGGACAAGUGUUUAUAACUUAUCAAUGGCGAGCAUUACUAUGUGUCUUAUUAGGCUUGUGGGGCGGCUUAGGGAUAGGAUUAACAACAGAAUAUUAUACAUCGCAUUCAUACAGACCGGUUAGAGAGAUAUCUGCAGCACAGCAAUUAUCAGCAGCAACAGGAAUAAUAUACGGUUUAUCUUUAGGAUAUCUAUCAGUAGUAAUACCGAUAAUAUGUUUAGCUGUAUGCAUAUGCUGUGCUCAAGCUUUAUGCGGUGUAUUCGGAGUAUCUCUUACUGCUCUAGGGAUGCUUUCUACUCUUCCUGUCUGCUUAAUGAUUGACGCCUUCGGCCCUGUCAGCGAUAAUGCCGGAGGCAUCGCUCAAAUGUCAGGCUUAGCCCCGGAAGUCAGAGAGAAAACCGAUGCUCUUGAUGCUGCAGGAAAUACUACUGCUGCUGUUGGCAAGGUAAUAUAUAUAAUAUAA
Molecule: messenger RNA, 1148 nt
Organism: Eimeria acervulina
Lineage: Eukaryota; Apicomplexa; Conoidasida; Eucoccidiorida; Eimeriidae
Product: H+-translocating inorganic pyrophosphatase TVP, putative
Exons: 1
Biological process (GO): proton transmembrane transport
Cellular component (GO): membrane
Molecular function (GO): inorganic diphosphate phosphatase activity; diphosphate hydrolysis-driven proton transmembrane transporter activity
Source: RefSeq, a predicted model, not a curated record